CAGAGGCUCCUGAGGUUUUCCUGGCUGACUCCAAGGAGUGGCAGACAAUCAGUGCAUUGUCACCAGGGCUGCAUCAUGGAGCAGGGGAGCUGCUGUGCAGAGGAUCCUAGGCCUGGGCCUAUCAGGGUGAAGACCAGACCCUGCCAUGGGGGCUGGAGAGCCCUGGGCCUGCUGCUGCUGUUGCUGGCAUUGGCCACUGCUGGGGCUGUCACUGGAGGGCUUUUUGGCUUUGCUCACAGCCCUCCCAAGCCACUGCUACAGAUGCUCCGUCUGACCCGCCCGAGCCCCAGGGUGUACCAGUUCAACCAAACUGCCCAGGUGGACGUGGCCGGGAAUGUGGCAACCAUCAGGGUGACCCCGACUCAGAGUAACCACAGCUGGGCGGUGCUGUUCGAUGGGCAGAGCGACUGUGUCUGUUACCGACCUGCAGAGCACCGGGCCUGCUUCCUCCACCCAAUGGAGCCCAGAGAUCGCAAGACCCUGCAGCUGCUGGUGAACACCUCAAAGACCCAGGGGUCUAACAGCCCCAGCCAGGAGACCCACUACGCUCAGGAGCUGCUGGCCGUGCUUGGGAGCCGUGAGGUGGACCCUGCCCAAGUGGGGGCUUCAGUGCGGCACUUUUGCUCAAAGAUCCCCAUUUACUGGGCCCGUCGAGCAGAGGGUGAGUCGGGGCAGCUAUGGGGAGAGGCCUGGGCUCCCAUGGACAUUCUGGGAGAGGGAGAGGAACUCUUUUGGGGUUCAUUAAGGCCCUUCCCCACAGGGCCCCGGAGGCAGCGGCUGAUCUAUCUAUGCAUCGACAUCUGCUUCCCAAGCAACAUCUGUGUGUCAGUCUGCUUUUAUUACCUCCCAGACUGAACUCCCAGCCCACCAACCAGCCAGCUGGACGGCCCUAUCAUCAGUGCCAUGGAAGGCGGCCACCAGCAGGGGCUAAUAAACCCCUCCACCUGGCC
Myotis daubentonii (Daubenton's bat) is the source of this 950-nucleotide messenger RNA. It is a transcript of the gene BRICD5, whose product is annotated as BRICHOS domain containing 5. NCBI's taxonomy places the organism in Eukaryota, Metazoa, Chordata, Mammalia, Chiroptera, Vespertilionidae. The record is from RefSeq and is a predicted model, not a curated record.